AAAGGCUGGGGACUGGGAGGCGUAGGGACCCGCCUUCCCGACCGCCCCAGCAACUCGCGUUAGGGACCAGCGAGGGAACUUUCUUCGCGGACGAACCCUGGUGGUACCGGGACGGCGCCCCGCGCCUCGGCCUCGCGUCUCCCAUCCCCGCCGCCCGGGGUCCCCCGAACCUCCGGGAGACCGAGCCCGGGCUGUCGGCGCGUCCGGGGGGCGGCGGGGUGGGGGUGCCCGGCCCCGGGGAGCGCGGCAUGCAGUCCCUGAACGUCACCCCCGAGCAGCUGUCCCGGCUGCUGCGGGGCCACAACCUGAGCCGCGAGCAGUUCAUCGCGCGCUACGGGCUGCGGCCGCUGGUCUACACGCCCGAGCUGCCGGGGCGCGCCAAGCUGGCCCUGGUCCUCACGGGCGUGCUCCUCUUUGCCCUGGCGCUCUUCGGCAACGCGCUGGUGGUCUACGUGGUGACCCGCCGCAGGGCCAUGCGCACCGUCACCAACAUCUUCAUCUGCUCCCUGGCGCUCAGCGACCUGCUCAUCGCCUUCUUCUGCAUCCCGGUCACCAUGCUCCAGAACAUCUCCGACACCUGGCUGGGAGGAGGCUUCAUGCUGGUUGUGGAGCCUAAUGCAGGACUUGAAAUAAUGACCCUGAGAUCCAGACCUGAGCUGAGGUCAAGAGUUGGAUGGAUGCUUAAAGGACUGAGUUACCCAGGUGCCUUCAUUUGCAAGAUGCUGCCAUUUGUCCAGUCUACUGCUGUCGUGACAGAAAUUCUCACCAUGACCUGCAUUGCUGCAGAAAGGCACCAGGGACUUGUGCAUCCUUUUAAAAUGAAGGGACAGUACACCAACAGGAGAGCUUUCACCAUGUUAGGUGUGGUCUGGCUGGUGGCGGUCAUCGUCGGAUCGCCCAUGUGGCACGUGCAACGCCUUGAGAUUAAGUAUGACUUCUUAUAUGAAAAAGAACACAUCUGCUGUUUGGAAGAGUGGGCCAGCCCUGCACACCAGAAGAUCUAUACCACCUUCAUCCUCGUCAUCCUCUUCCUCCUGCCUCUUAUGCUGAUGCUUAUCCUAUACAGUAAAAUUGGUUAUGAACUUUGGAUAAAGAAAAGAGUGGGGGAUUGCUCAGUGCUUCGAACUAUUCAUGGAAAAGAAAUGUCAAAAAUAACCAGGAAGAAGAAGCGAGCUGUCAUUAUGAUGGUGACAGUGGUGGCUCUCUUUGCUGUGUGCUGGGCACCUUUCCAUGUAGUUCACAUGAUGAUGGAAUACAGCAAUUUUGAAAAGGAAUAUGAUGAUGUAACAAUCAAGAUGAUUUUUGCUAUAGUGCAAAUAAUUGGAUUUUCCAAUUCCAUCUGUAAUCCUAUUGUUUAUGCAUUUAUGAAUGAAAACUUCAAAAAAAAUUUUUUAUCUGCAGUUUGUUAUUGCAUAGUAAAAGAAACCUUAUCUCCAGCACGUAGACAUGGAAAUUCAGGAAUUACAAUGAUGCAGAAGAAAGCAAUAUUUUCCCGAAGAGAGAAUCCUGUAGAGGAGACCAAAGGAGAAGCAUUCAGUGAUGGCAACAUUGAAGUCAAAUUAUGUGAACAACCAGAGGGGAAAAAAUAUCUCAAAUGACAUCUUGCCCUGUUCAGUUCUGAACUUUCUGAGAAUUCUGCUUUAGGCAGUGGGCACUAAUUAUAACACUGUUUUCAUAAUUAGUACCAUUCAUAGCUUAAUCAGAAGAGAAAAUUAUUUGAGCAAAGGUUGAAGACUUUUUUAUUCUCACAGUGAUGAAAAGAAGGAAACAAACCAUUUUUUCAUUAAAAAUAUACAUGAAAAAAUAUAUAUACAUGAAAACACAGUUUUGAAAAAUUAGUAAGCCAUCCUUCUAGAUUAUAAAAAUCAACUUAAAGAAAAAACUUGUACAGAAAUACAUGUUCUUGGGUAGUAGUUUUUCCCCCAAUUCAGUCAAUGUAAUGUGACUCUUUUAUUUUAAAGAUUUGUUUUUUUAGA
Canis lupus familiaris (dog) is the source of this 1976-nucleotide messenger RNA. RefSeq names its product pyroglutamylated RFamide peptide receptor (gene QRFPR). The record is from RefSeq and is a predicted model, not a curated record. Gene Ontology annotation, biological process: G protein-coupled receptor signaling pathway. The transcript has 7 exons. Gene Ontology annotation, molecular function: peptide binding; neuropeptide Y receptor activity. Bases 249 to 1598 code for a protein of 449 amino acids. Gene Ontology annotation, cellular component: membrane. Lineage: Eukaryota; Metazoa; Chordata; Mammalia; Carnivora; Canidae.